AUGGGUGUAAUACGAAAGAAGACCGCCUCGCGCGGCACCGAGGCUGGCACCAAGUUCCACUGUGAUGUUUGUUCAGCCGACGUGACAUCAACGGUCCGUAUCUCCUGCGCGCAUCCAAAUUGCCAUGAGUAUGACCUCUGCGUCCCCUGCUUUGCAGCGGGCGAGAAAUCCAAGAACCACGACCCAUCAUCCCACCCCUUCCAAGUCAUCGAACAGAACUCCGUUCCCAUUUUCCAAGAAGACUGGGGCGCCGAUGAAGAGCUGCUUUUACUCGAGGGCGCUGAGAUUUACGGACUUGGCUCUUGGGCCGAUAUCGCCGACCACAUCGGUGGCUAUCGCAGCAAGGAUGAAGUACGCGACCACUAUAUCGAUACUUAUGUGAAUAGCUCCAAUUUCCCUCUCCCCGACCGCGCCGAUCCGGGUGAUCACAGUCUCCAAGACGCCAUACCUAAGGAAGAGUUCCAAACACGCAAGAAGCGACGUAUCGAGGAGCGCAAAGAGGCAGCCAAGGCGGCGCCCCCUACCACCCCCAAACAGAAACCCACGGCGAGUGUUCCAGCAUGUCAUGAGGUACAGGGUUACAUGCCUGGUCGACUGGAAUUCGAGACAGAGUUCCUCAACGAUGCGGAGGAGGCGGUUCAGCACAUGACGUUCGAACCCGGUGCGGGCAUCGGCCCUAACGGCGAGGUGGACGCGGAGAAUGAGCUGAAAAUGACCGUUGUCGACAUCUAUAAUUCGCGGCUCACGGCACGUACGGAGCGCAAGAAGAUUCUCUUCGAGCACAAUUUGCUCGAAUACCGGAAGAAUACCGCACUGGAAAAGAAACGGUCCAAAGAAGAGCGGGAGUUACUGCACAAAGCCAAACCGUUGGCUCGAAUGAUGAACGAGAAGGACUUUGACGACCUCAACAAGGGACUGGAAUACGAGCACAACCUACGUCUUGCUAUCGCUCAGCUCCAGGAAUGGCGCCAGAUGGGCAUUGGGGAUUUGAAGGCCGGUGAGAAGUACGAGCAGGACAAACAGCAACGUGCACAACGACUACUGCCACAAGGCUCCUUUGAUCGUUUUGCCAGUGCACGCCCCAAGCAAAACCAAAUUUCAGAGACACCCACCGCCGCGAUUCAGCUCACUACCCCAGAGCUACCUCUCCGUCUCCAAAGCGCAGCAAACCCCCACAAGCUGCCUGACUUGACUGACGUCACCCCGAACGACUUUGAUCAGUUCCUCCUCGGUGAUGCCGCUCCACCCCCGCCAGCCAAGACGAAAUAUGUCGUGCAGCCUUUAAGCGGAGUGUCCCCGUGGAAGCUAGACAGCGAGGGAGCAGCCGAUCUACACCUCUUGACUAAGGAAGAGGCUGAAGUGUGCAACAUGCUGCGCCUGAUGCCGAAGCCAUAUCUGGUCGUCAAGGAGACCAUGUUGAAGGAGGCAAUGAAACAAGGCGGCAAUCUGAAAAAGAAGGAUGCACGCGCGAUCUGCAAAAUCGAGGGCACCAAAACAAGCCGCAUUUAUGAUUUCAUGGUGCACAGUGGAUGGAUCAACAAGGGUUAG
Penicillium pulvis is the source of this 1548-nucleotide messenger RNA. RefSeq names its product chromatin-binding transcription regulator ADA2 (gene adaB). NCBI's taxonomy places the organism in Eukaryota, Fungi, Ascomycota, Eurotiomycetes, Eurotiales, Aspergillaceae. Gene Ontology annotation, cellular component: nucleus; SAGA-type complex. Gene Ontology annotation, molecular function: protein binding; zinc ion binding; transcription coactivator activity. The transcript is spliced from 3 exons. The coding region runs from base 1 to 1548 and encodes 515 amino acids. The record is from RefSeq and is a predicted model, not a curated record. Gene Ontology annotation, biological process: regulation of transcription by RNA polymerase II; chromatin remodeling.